Abrus precatorius (Indian licorice) is the source of this 1173-nucleotide messenger RNA. Its product is annotated as E3 ubiquitin-protein ligase RING2-like. Lineage: Eukaryota; Viridiplantae; Streptophyta; Magnoliopsida; Fabales; Fabaceae. Gene Ontology annotation, biological process: double-strand break repair. The record is from RefSeq and is a predicted model, not a curated record. The coding region runs from base 1 to 1173 and encodes 390 amino acids. Gene Ontology annotation, molecular function: ubiquitin-protein transferase activity; nucleosome binding; metal ion binding. Gene Ontology annotation, cellular component: nucleus; site of double-strand break. The transcript is spliced from 6 exons.
AUGACGGUGAGUGAAGAACAGAAAUGGAGCCCCAGAAAGCCAAAGGACCCGCUAACAGAAUCAAAUGGCCAAAACACGGCGACCGUUUUCAGCCCAAGGUUCAAAUCCGCUGCUGCUAUGGCUGGUUGGGAUGAAGAAGCGCUCAUAUUGGCUAGCCUUAUCGUUGAAGACACGCCAGAUAGAGAUUCCAAGCACAAAAAACGCUAUAUUUUGAACUCCAAAACCCCACCCACCAAUUCAACAAGGAAGCGCAGAGCUCAGAGGAGUCCACAAACAAUUCCAGUUGUUGUUCUUGAUCUUGAUGGAGAAGAAACUCCCAGAAAAGAUAGUGGGAAAAAGAAGAAAGAAAAGAAAGCUGGUGUGAAUGAAGGAAGCAAAACAGGAGGAGGAGGGGUUGGGAAUGAAUUGACAGAGAAGAACCCGGGUGUCUUUCCUCCUAGUUCUGCCCUUCCCUGUAUUGAUAAACUCAGGGAAGAGCUUUCAUGUGCAAUUUGUUUGGAGAUAUGCUUUGAGCCAAGUACCACUCCUUGUGGUCACAGCUUUUGUAGAAAAUGUCUACGGUCUGCUGCAGACAAAUGUGGCAAAAGGUGUCCAAAAUGCAGCAAUGGACGAUCUUGCACUGUGAACACAGUUCUGUGGAACACAAUACAGCUCCUGUUUCCCCGAGAAAUUGAAGCAAGGAAAACAGCUGGUGCCUUGAAUAGUAGACAACAAGCUCAGUGUCUGAGUCCAGAAACAGCAUUCUAUAAUAACAUAAGAAAUAGAAGCACACAACCAGCUGGGGCGUCAAGCAGAGGCAUGAGUUCAAGGAGGAGUGAGGCAGCAACAACAACAACACAGGAAGAUGAGGAUGCUGCAUUGGCUAGAAGGUUGCAGAGAGAACUUGAUGGACAAAGCCAGGGAACAACUCAUCGGGUUCAUACCAAUUCAAGGAACCAAAACCAAUCAUCAUCAUCAUCAUAUGUAAGAGUGAGGACAAGAAGAGGGGUUUCUACAAGCCAAAAUGAGGAUACUGCUUUGGCUCUUAGGUUACAGAGAGAAGAGUUCAUGCAAGCUUAUAGAGGGAGCCAGGAACAGUCUAACAUGCUACCUUCCGCAUCAUUAGCUAGAGCAAAUUUGAGGGCCAUGGCUUCUAGAGCCAUGAAUCUUCGUAUCAGAGAUAAAAGAAUAUAA